Arvicola amphibius (Eurasian water vole) is the source of this 1215-nucleotide messenger RNA. RefSeq names its product motor neuron and pancreas homeobox 1 (gene Mnx1). The transcript has 3 exons. Bases 1 to 1215 code for a protein of 404 amino acids. Gene Ontology annotation, cellular component: nucleus. The record is from RefSeq and is a predicted model, not a curated record. NCBI's taxonomy places the organism in Eukaryota, Metazoa, Chordata, Mammalia, Rodentia, Cricetidae. Gene Ontology annotation, biological process: spinal cord motor neuron cell fate specification; regulation of DNA-templated transcription; central nervous system development. Gene Ontology annotation, molecular function: sequence-specific double-stranded DNA binding; DNA-binding transcription factor activity, RNA polymerase II-specific.
AUGGAAAAAUCCAAAAAUUUCCGCAUCGACGCCCUGCUGGCGGUGGAUCCCCCGCGAGCCGCCUCCACUCAAAGCGCGCCGCUGGCCUUGGUCACUUCGCUCGCGGCCACAUCAUCUGGCCCCGGUCGAGGCGGCAGCGGUGGCGGGGGCACCAGUAGCGGGGCGAGUCGCAGCUGCAGCCCAGUGUCCUCGGAGGCCACCACAGCGCCCGGAGACCGGCUGCGGGCUGAGAGUCCGUCGCCCCCGCGCUUGCUGGCUGCGCACUGCGCUCUGCUGCCCAAGCCCGGAUUCCUGGGCGCCGGAGGAGGCGGCGGCGCGGCGGGUGGACCGGGCACUCCCCACCACCACGCGCACCCGGGUGCCGCCGCCGCCGCCGCUGCGGCUGCGGCUGCCGCCGCUGCAGGCAGCCUGGCACUGGGGCUGCACCCGGGGGGCGCGCAGGGCGGCGCAGGCCUCCCCGCACAGGCGGCUCUCUACGGUCACCCGGUCUACGGUUACUCGGCGGCAGCGGCAGCGGCAGCGCUGGCGGGUCAGCACCCUGCGCUUUCCUACUCCUACCCUCAGGUGCAAGGCGCGCACCCCGCGCACCCUGCCGACCCCAUAAAGCUGGGUGCCGGCACCUUCCAGCUGGACCAGUGGCUGCGCGCGUCCACCGCGGGCAUGAUCCUGCCCAAGAUGCCGGACUUCAGCUCCCAGGCGCAGUCGAACCUCUUGGGGAAGUGCCGAAGGCCUCGCACUGCCUUCACCAGCCAGCAGCUGUUGGAACUGGAACACCAGUUCAAGCUCAACAAGUACCUGUCCAGGCCCAAGCGGUUUGAGGUGGCCACCUCGCUCAUGCUCACCGAGACCCAGGUGAAGAUUUGGUUCCAGAACCGCCGAAUGAAAUGGAAACGCAGCAAAAAAGCCAAAGAGCAGGCUGCGCAGGAGGCGGAGAAACAGAAGGGUGGCGGCGGGGGCACCGGCAAAGGCUGCUCUGAGGAGAAGGCCGAGGAAGAGCUGCUGGGCCCGCCGGUACCCGGGGACAAGGGCAGCAGCCGUCGCCUGCGGGACUUGCGAGACAGUGACCCUGAUGAGGAUGAGGAUGAUGAAGAAGACGACCACUUCCCCUACAGCAAUGGCUCCGGUGCCCACGCCGCCUCAUCUGAGUGCUCAUCCGAGGACGACUCUCCUCCACCACGGCCGGGUGGGCCCGGGCACCAUCCUCCGCCUCAGUAG